AUGGAAAGGAAGAGAAAUAGGGUUCCGGAUCCGAGAAGUAGGUCAGCGGAAAGAAAAAGGAGGGGGAGGAAGGAAAAGAACUACACAUCAGAAGCAGAAUCAUGUUUUCCAAACAUUAUUCUUCCGGAAGACAUCGUCGUCGAAAUCCUCUCGAGAUUAUCCCUCGGUUCUCUUGCCCGAUUCACCUGCGUUUCCAAGCAAUGGUGUUCUUUGAUCUCUAAUAGAUGCACCACGAGAUCACCGACAGUUCUCCUUAUAUCCAAGUCGAGAGCAUAUUCCUUUUCACCUCACUCCCUUGACAGGAACCACCGAAAAGAAGUUCAUGCGAAAAGUGUUUAUGUUCCUUGGAACAAGAUUGAAAAAUACAUUAACAAGUUUAGAAUAUUGGGAUCAUGUAACGGUUUGCUGCUUAUGCAUAUAGACGAGGACGUGUUCUUGUGGAAUCCAUCGACUACAUUCUUCAAGAAAAUGCUAGCAUAUGAAGAAUUGCGUGAUCAGGGCUACGGUGUUUGUUCCGGGCUUUGCUAUGACUCCACCAGUGACGAGUACAAGGCCGUUCUUGCGCUUGCCCAUGAAACUCCAGAUUACGGCGGUGAAUUCGUUGUGGUUGGUAGUUUUAGAAGCAAAAGUUGGACAGUGAUUGACUUCCCCUACAUGCUACCUUCAGAGAAUAUGGGGCCCAUAGUCAAUGGAAAUCUUCAUUGGUUUGCUUCUCAUAAGAACGAUUUAGUUAGUCGAUUCUUUUCACCCCAUCAAAUUAUUUUCUUUAAUGCACAAUUGGAUAAAUUCGAGGAGGUACCAAUGCCAAAGCCUAUAGGAGAGGACGGAGAUAUCCUUUGUGGAUUGGGAGUUUUAGAUGGAUGCCUUUGUAUGUCUCGCUCGGACUGUCCAGGUGAUUGGAAAAGCAAUGUUGAAGUAUUAAUAAUGAAAGAAUACGGUGUUAAAAGUUCUUGGACUAUUUUGUUCGCAGUUUCAGAUGACCGUUUUGCCUUUACACUUCAUCGUCCAUUGGUGCCAUUAGGUUAUACAAAGAAUGGUAGAGUUCUUAUUAAAGUUAACUACCGGGGUGGUUAUAUAAGGGCAUUCGAUCUGACUGACAAAUCCCACAGGAGAAUUUCAAUACCAGAGCAUCACUAUUUACAUGUUAUUGUGCACGAGGAAAGUUUGAUUACACCUACGGACUAUAAUUGGGAAGAGGAAGAUCUGAAAGGGGUAGCAACAUACGUGCAAGAUAGUUCUCACUCACGGAAAAUGAUCAUGAAAAAAGGCGGCAGAGGUGGUUACUGGAGGAGCUUGGAUUACAGGAUGAGCUUGAAUUACGAGAUCAUGAGCUCAGAAUGCGAAUCAGAUUCGGAAUAA
This is a messenger RNA of Rhododendron vialii, 1359 nucleotides long. RefSeq names its product F-box/kelch-repeat protein At3g23880-like. Gene Ontology annotation, molecular function: protein binding. The transcript has a single exon. The record is from RefSeq and is a predicted model, not a curated record. Lineage: Eukaryota; Viridiplantae; Streptophyta; Magnoliopsida; Ericales; Ericaceae. The coding region runs from base 1 to 1359 and encodes 452 amino acids.